Messenger RNA from Abrus precatorius (Indian licorice), 3267 nucleotides. RefSeq names its product BEL1-like homeodomain protein 1. Bases 686 to 2809 code for a protein of 707 amino acids. Gene Ontology annotation, biological process: regulation of transcription by RNA polymerase II. The transcript has 5 exons. The record is from RefSeq and is a predicted model, not a curated record. NCBI's taxonomy places the organism in Eukaryota, Viridiplantae, Streptophyta, Magnoliopsida, Fabales, Fabaceae. Gene Ontology annotation, molecular function: RNA polymerase II cis-regulatory region sequence-specific DNA binding; DNA-binding transcription factor activity, RNA polymerase II-specific.
GCGGAGGAUAACACGCAUAUAAGGCAAACGCUAGACCUGAGAGUGUAUGCGUCACAACAACAAAAUUACUUUUGAACUGUCAAUUAUUGUUCAUAAAUAAAAACAAUUACACGAAUAUUAAUUUUAAGCAGAAUAAAUUAAUACUAUUAGAAGAAAAAAAAAUAUAGGACCACAAUCUCGGCAGCCAUCACUGAUCGCUCAUCUAUCUUUUUAAAAAUAUUAUAAAGAAUUUUCGCUUGUAGAAGAUAGAGUUACAGAGAAUACUGAUGACAGAAGCCAGCAAGCAAACUUGAGACUCUCAGUGAAGUCCCAACCCAACCCAAUCCAUCUGAAAGCAAAAGGAAGGCUUUUGUAUCCUAUGCCCCGCGAUGAUGGACACUUUGUCUAGCUAGACAACACCUUUCUACCUUCCUCUCUUCCUCCUCGUGUGGGAGGCCAAGAUUAUAGCUUCUUCUAUCCAUUUAUUAAUUCAGAAUAUGGAUCUGUGACUAGCAAGGAAGCGCCAACAUUUGUGGAACAGUAUGUGUAUAUAUUUAUAUUGAUUGAACAAAACUGAGCACGCCAAAAUAAACACACGUAAUGGGCUAAUGAAGAUUGAAGUGAACGGAUCCUAGAAAGUGGUGAAUUGAAAGGCUAAUCAUAGAAAGUUGUAAGUGUUCCGUACAGUGUCACUGACGGAAAGAACAUGGCGACGUACUUUCACGGAAACACUUCUGAAAUUCAAUCUUCCGCAGAUGGUUUGCAAACACUUUACCUUAUGAACCCAACUUACGUACCCUACACUGACGCGCCGCACCCACCAACGCCCAACAUGCUCCUCGUAAAUCCCAACGCGCUCAACCUCGCCAACCUCCCCCACGCGCCUUCACUCUCACCUUCCCCCAACCAACAACAGCACCUGAUCCAAGGGGUAACAAGCAUCCUCGGAUCCACUAACUCCGGGGAUCACACGCGACCUUCGUCGUUCGGAAACCAAGAGAACAUCACUACCUUCCACGGCUUCUCCUCCUCAGCCGCCGCCGCAGCUCCACGAGUUCACUAUAACUUAUGGGGUCAGGUGAUUGAUCAACCAUCGUCGGCGGCGGCAACUCCCUCUAGCAGCUCCGGCGGCGGAGGUUUCCGGCGGCCUAGUCAGCAGGGGUUGUCGCUAAGCCUUUCGUCGCAGCAAACGGCUUACAGGUCGGUUUCCGGGGAGGUCGACGUUCCGGGUCACGUAACCGGAAUCGGGAACUCUCCGUCGUCGGCGUCGAACGGAGUUUCGGGUAUGCACGGCGUCAUGUUGGGGUCUAAGUAUUUGAAAGCCGCGCAAGAGCUUCUAGAUGAAGUUGUUAACGUGGGGAAGGGAAUCUACAGAGAGGAAAAUAAAGAGAAGGUGAAAGUGAAUAGGGAAUCUACUACAUCUGGGGUUGGUGGUGAUGGUUCAAGUGGUGGGGGAGAAAACAGUGCAGGGAAACAAGUAGUUGAACUUAGCACUGCUCAGAGACAAGAACUUCAGAUGAAGAAGUCCAAGCUUGUCAGCAUGCUCGAUGAGGUAGAGCAAAGGUACAGGCAAUAUUACCACCAAAUGCAAGUUAUAAUAUCGUCAUUUGAGCAAGCCGCGGGAUUUGGGGCGGCAAAAUCUUACACAGCUCUUGCCCUAAAGACUAUAUCAAAGCAAUUUCGAUGCCUUAAAGAUGCAAUCUCAGCACAAAUAAAGGCAACGAGCAAGACAUUGGGAGAAGAUGAUUGCUUAGGAAUUAAAGUAGAAGGGUCGAGGCUUAGGUAUGUUGACCACCAUCUCCGGCAACAACGGGCACUUCAACAGCUAGGAAUGAUUCAGCCGAAUGCUUGGAGGCCCCAAAGAGGCUUACCUGAACGAGCCGUUUCUAUUCUUCGCGCUUGGCUUUUUGAGCAUUUCCUUCACCCCUAUCCAAAGGACUCCGAUAAAGUUAUGCUUGCUAAACAAACUGGACUUGCUAGGAGCCAGGUGUCAAACUGGUUUAUUAAUGCCCGAGUUCGGCUGUGGAAACCAAUGGUUGAAGAAAUGUACAUGGAAGAAAUGAAGGAGCAUGAACAAGCUAAUGGUUCAGAUAACACCAGAUCAAAAGAGUCCAGCAAGGAGUUGGGGUCAACCGCAAAUGUUGCACCGGAAUCAAUCAGUGCUAUUAAACUCGAUCAUCUCCAAUCAAAACAAGAAAGCUUCAACAACCGAAACACUACUUCUCCAACUGAGAUCUCAACAAACUCUUCAAUGUCUCCAAUUGGAGGAUCCCUUCAAUCCCACUCUGGUAAUUUCCAUUUUGCAGGUUCAUCUGACAUGCAAAUUAGGAGUCCAAACAAGCCAAGAAAUUCGGAAAUACAGAACUCUCCAAGUAGUAUCCUUUCAGUGGACAUGGAAAUGAAGCAUGGCGAGCAUGCAAAUAGAGAAGCCAACAAAAAGUUUGGUAUAGAAAGGCACCACAAAGAUGGAUACCCUUUGAUGAGUGGCAAUACAAACCAUGGUGGGGGUUUUGGAGCCUUCUUCAUGGAAGACAUUGGAAGCAGGUUCAACGUUACUACUGAACAAUUAGCUUCAAGGUUCCACGGAAAUGGUGUUUCUCUCACUCUUGGACUCCCUCACAAUGAAAACCUUCCUAUCUCAGGAACUCAACAUGGAUUUCUCUCACAGAAUAUACAUUUGGGAAGGAGACUUGAAAUGGGACCAAAUGGAAAUGAGUUUUGUGCUAUCAACACUCCACCUUCUUCUCACUCAGGCACCACUUAUGAGAGCAUCGACAUUCAAAACAGAAAGAGAUUUGCUGCUCAGUUAUUGCCAGAUUUCGUGGCCUAAGAACUGAUGGAUAGCUAGCUAGACUAGAAUUCUGAAAUUGGAUACUUAAUGAGAAGAAGAAAAUCGCAGUUCAGAUUGUUAUUCUCUAAACAUACUAAUUAACUUCCCAUAAGAGUUAGCUAGCUGCUGAAGAAUAAGUAACGGAGAGGAGCAUUGUUUUUACAUACACAGUCACUGAUUUAUGAAAUAUGUCAUGAUUCUGGUAUAUUGAUAUCCCUGGCAUGGGAGGGGAAGCUUGCUUCCGGUAAAGAUGGGAUAUAUAGUAGUACAGGACUAUACUUGCAGAGAUUAAUAUUUCAGUUAGCUAAUUAUUAUGAUAGGACACUUAAUUGGGGGAGGGUAUAUAUAUAUAUAUUGUAUAUGGUAUUGGAUAUAGCCAGGUACGUAGAAGGAUUUGAAUGAUUUCUUUUGAUUUGGUAUAUAUAUAAAUAUAUCUGCACGAGAGUUAUUUGGGUAAA